This is a messenger RNA of Onychostruthus taczanowskii (white-rumped snowfinch), 890 nucleotides long. RefSeq names its product hydroxypyruvate isomerase (putative) (gene HYI). Gene Ontology annotation, molecular function: hydroxypyruvate isomerase activity. The record is from RefSeq and is a predicted model, not a curated record. The transcript has 8 exons. The coding region runs from base 1 to 846 and encodes 281 amino acids. NCBI's taxonomy places the organism in Eukaryota, Metazoa, Chordata, Aves, Passeriformes, Passeridae. Gene Ontology annotation, biological process: glyoxylate metabolic process.
AUGGCGCUGCGCUUCUCCGCCAACCUCUCAUGGCUCUUCCCGGAGCUCCCGGCGCUGCCGGCGCGGCUGGAAGCGGCGGCGGCCGCCGGGUUCGGAGCGGUGGAGGCGGCUUGGCCGGCUGGCUGCCCGGCCCAGGAGCUGCGGGCCGCGGCGGAGCGGGCGCGGGUGCGCAUCGCGCUCCUCAACACCCCCCCCGGGGACCAGGAGGCGGGCGAGCUGGGGCUGGCGGCCGUGCCCGGGCGGCAGGCAGCCUUCCGGCAGGGCCUGGAGGCGGCCGUGCACUACGCCAGGGCCGUGGGCUGCCCCAGGAUUCAUGUGAUGGCUGGGCGGGUUCCCUUGGGCACAGACCGGGCUGCAGUGGCAGGUGAGAUGGAAACCACCUUCAUUGAGAAUCUCAGAUACACUGCUGACCUCCUGUCCCAGGAAGACAUGAUUGGACUGUUGGAGCCUAUUAACAACCGCAUCACUGACCCUCGCUACUAUCUGAACACCCCACACCAAGCUGCUGCCAUCCUGGAGAAAGUGGGACGGCCCAACCUGAAGCUGCAGCUGGACCUUUUUCACUGCCAGAUCAUGGAUGGCAAUUUGUCACGCAACCUGGAGACAUACUUCCCGCUCAUCGGUCAUAUCCAGAUUGCACAGGUACCAGGGCGGCACGAGCCCGACAGCCCUGGGGAGUUGAACUUCCCCUACAUCUUCGAGCUCCUGGAGUCCCUCGGCUACGCUGGCUACGUGGGGUGCGAGUAUGCUCCGAAGGGAGACACCCUGGAAGGUCUGGGCUGGCUGCGAUCCUACUGGGAAAGCCGAGGGCUGCAGCAUGGUGGGACCAGCAUGGCAGCCAAGUAAAACUAGAAAACCAUGAGAAUAAAAGACAAAGUAAUGGCUUAAAA